AUGACAUUUCCUCCACAGACCGAUCCCCGUCUCGGACUUCCUCGUGGAGAGACGAGCCAUCGUCUGGACAAGAGCUGCUGUUGUUCCAUAAUCUGCUCCCGAGGCCCUGAUCAAGUCUGGGGCCUGGAGGGCAGCCACGGGGCCAGGAACCCGGGCCCCAGAGAGAGUACACAGGGUCGGUACCACACGGGGCCGGUACCACACAGGGCCAGUACCACACAGGGCCAGUACCACACAGGGCCAGUACCACACAGGGCCAGUACCACACAGGGCCAGUACCACACAGGGCCAGUACCACACAGGGCCAGUCCCACACAGGGCCAGUACCACACAGAUCUGGGUCCCUCCGCUUCAGUCUGGGUCCCUCCGCUUCAGUCUGGGUCUGUCUGGGUCCCUCCGCUUCAGUCUGGGUCCCUCCGCUUCAGUCUGGGUCUGUCUGGGUCCCUCCGCUUCAGUCUGGGUCUGUCUGGGUCCCUCCGCUUCAGUCUGGGUCUGUCUGGGUCCCUCCGCUUCAGUCUGGGUCUGUCUGGGUCCCUCCGCUUCAGUCUGGGUCAGUCUGGGUCUCUCCGCUUCAGUCUGGGUCCCUCCGCUUCAGUCUGGGUCCCUCCGCUUCAGUCUGGGUCAGUCUGGGUCUCUCCGCUUCAGUCUGGGUCCCUCCGCUUCAGUCUGGGUCAGUCUGGGUCUCUCCGCUUCAGUCUGGGUCCCUCCGCUUCAGUCUGGGUCUCUCCGCUUCAGUCUGGGUCUCUCCGCUUCAGUCUGGGUCUCUCCGCUUCAGUCUGGGUCUCUCCGCUUCAGUCUGGGCGCUUCAGUCUGGGCGCUUCAGUCUGGGCGCUUCAGUCUGGGUCUCUCCGCUUCAGUCUGGGUCUCUCCGCUUCAGUCUGGGUCUCUCCGCUUCAGUCUGGGUCUCUCCGCUUCAGUCUGGGUCUCUCCGCUUCAGUCUGGGUCUCUCCGCUUCAGUCUGGGUCUCUCCGCUUCAGUCUGGGUCUCUCCGCUUCAGUCUGGGUCUCUCCGCUUCAGUCUGGGUCUCUCCGCUUCAGUCUGGCGGUCCCAGAGCAGCGCGUGUUGUUCCUGGCCCACCUCGGCUCCCCCCCAGGGCCAGAGGACGGGGCCACUGCGGGGGCCACUCACUCUCUGCUCAUCAAAUAUGAAGCAGGUCUGAUCCACGCUUCAGCUCAUUUCGCUGUGAUUCUGCAGCAGCGACAACUCGAGCUGAAGACCCGGACGGCGACAGUCACUGUAGUCUGGCACCAGUCCAGAGUCUCCAUAGUCUCAGGGUCCAGUUAA
Knipowitschia caucasica is the source of this 1284-nucleotide messenger RNA. NCBI's taxonomy places the organism in Eukaryota, Metazoa, Chordata, Actinopteri, Gobiiformes, Gobiidae. The record is from the annotation of a GenBank genome assembly.